CGGGCUCCGCUCUCGCUGACCCCGGGCCGCGCCGUCCCUCGGCCCUUUGGGGCGAGCGGCUGAGGGGUACGGCCGCCCGAGGUGUGACGGCAAGCGACACGAGUUACUCUUGGAGAGCGUGAAGAUAAUCUGUUUCAGCCACAUUGAGGAUCAGACAGACACAUAAAUGCAGUAUCUAAAUGUAAAAGAAGACUGCAAAGCCAUGGCUUUCUGUGCAAAAAUGAGGAGCACAAAGAAGAGCGAAGUAAACCUGGAAGCUCAGCAUCAGGGCUUAGAAAUACUUUUCUACCUGCAAGAUAAAAGCCCCAUUUGUUACACCAGUGGCGAGUUUACCUCGGAGGAGCUGUGCAUUGAAGCUGCCCAGAAGUGCUCCAUAUCUCCUCUGUGCCAUAAUCUCUUUGCACUGUUUGAUGAGAACAGAAAGCUCUGGUAUGCACCAAACCAGGUCUUUAAGAUAGACGAAAAGACAUCGCAUCGGCUCUAUUAUCGAAUGAGAUACUACUUCACAAACUGGCAUGGGACUAGUGAAAACGAACCCUCAGUGUGGAGGCAUACCCCAAAGAAGUCAAAGAACUCUUACGACAAGAAGCUGGCGCCGGAAGGAACCCCAAUCCUGGAUGCAAACUCAUUGGAAUACAUCUUUGCACAGGGUCAAUAUGAUUUAGUGAAGGGACUGGCACCAAUCCGUGACCCUAAAAAUGAUCAAGAAGUUCAUGAAAUUGAAAACGAGUGUCUGGGAAUGGCUGUGCUUGCAAUCUCUCACUAUGCUAUUAAGAAAAAUGUGAAGCUGCCAGAGCUGCCCAAAGAUAUCAGUUAUAAACAUUAUAUUCCUGAAACUUUGAACAAGACUAUCAGGCAGAGGAAUUUCUUAACCAGGAUUCGGAUAAAUAACGUUUUCAAGCAUUUCCUUAAAGAGUUCAACAAUAAAACCAUUUGUGACAGUAGCGUGUCUCCACGCGAUCUGAAAGUUAAAUACUUAUCAACAAUGGAGACUUUGACCAAAUAUUAUGGAGCAGAAAUUUUUGAGACUUCAUCUCUGCUUAUUUCAUCUGAGAGUGAAAUAAAUAGAUUUAAUUGUGGAGACGGUGAGAUCAUUCCACUCUACGAAGUCAUCGUGACAGGAAACAAUGGAAUUCAGUGGAGGCUCAAGCCAAAUUCUGUACAGACGGAGAAAGAGAAGAAGAAAAAAUCUGAUGGCAAACUCAAAAAGGAUGAAGACAGAUACAAAACCCGAGAUUUGUGGAACAAUUUUUCCUAUUUUCCUGAAAUCACUCACAUUGUCAUCAAGGAGUCUACGGUUAGCAUUAACAAGCAGGAUAACAAAAAAAUGGAAUUAAAACUGUCCUCACAUGAUGAAGCUCUGUCGUUUGCAUCGUUAAUAGAUGGAUACUUCAGACUUACAGCAGAUGCCCACCAUUAUCUCUGCACAGAUGUGGCUCCUCCACUGAUUGAACACAACAUUAAAAAUGGUUGCCAUGGACCCAUUUGCACUGAAUAUGCCAUCAACAAACUGCGACAGGAAGGGAAUGAAGCAGGGAUGUAUGUGCUGAGGUGGAGCUGCACAAACUUUAACCACAUCCUCAUGACAGUGACUUGUCUUGAAGGCCCAGAGAUGAUAAAUAAUUCAGUCCAGUACAAGAACUUCCAGAUCGAGGUGAAGAAAGGCGGGUACUUCCUACAUGGCUCAAACAGGUCUUUUGCAUCCUUAAAAGAGUUGAUGGAUCACCUGAAAGGACAAAUCCUUCGCACAGACAACAUCAGCUUUACACUGAAGAGGUGCUGCCAACCAAAGCCAAGAGAAAUCUCCAACCUGCUGGUUGCAACCAAGAAGGCUCAGGAAUGUCAGCCUGCUUAUCAUCUAGGGCAGCUGAGCUUCCAUCGAAUCCGCAAAGAAGAAAUAAUGCAGGGUGAACACCUUGGAAGAGGGACAAGAACACAGAUUUACUCAGGGAUUCUCAACUACAAAGAUGAUGAGAAUGAAGGAUAUCAGAACGAAAAAGAGAUUAAAGUGCUCCUGAAAGUUUUGGACCCCAGUCACAGAGACAUUUCUUUGGCCUUCUUUGAAGCAGCAAGCAUGAUGAGGCAAGUUUCUCACAAGCACAUCGUCUUCCUCCAUGGAGUCUGCGUCCGUGACUUAGAAAAUAUCAUGGUUGAAGAAUUUGUUGAAUUUGGGCCUCUGGAUUUGUUUAUGCAUCGGAAAAGUGAACUCCUGACAACUCCCUGGAAAUUCAAUGUAGCCAAGCAACUUGCAAGUGCGCUAAGCUACCUGGAGGAUAAGGAUUUGGUACAUGGAAACGUGUGUACUAAAAACAUCCUCUUGGCAAGAGAGGGAAUUGACACCGAAUAUGGACCUUUCAUAAAGCUGAGCGACCCAGGAAUACCAAUAACUGUGCUGUCCAGGCAAGAAUGUGUGGAGCGAAUCCCCUGGAUUGCACCCGAAUGUGUUGAAGACUCAAAAAAUUUAAGCAUUGCAGCAGAUAAGUGGAGUUUUGGUACAACACUGUGGGAAAUCUGCUAUAAUGGAGAAACGCCACUGAAAGACAAGACGUUGGCAGAGAAGGAAAGGUUCUACGAAGGGCAUUUCAUGUUGAUGACACCAUCGUGCAAGGAACUAGCUGACCUGAUGAAACAGUGCAUGAACUACGACCCCCACCAGAGACCCUUCUUCAGAGCCAUCAUGAGAGACAUCAACAAACUGGAGGAGCAAAACCCUGAUAUUGUCUCGGAGAAGAAGCCUGUUACAGAGGUCGAUCCCACACUCUUUGAAAAACGAUUCUUGAAGAGAAUCCGUGACUUGGGAGAGGGCCACUUUGGGAAGGUUGAACUCUGCAGAUACGAUCCAGAAGGUGACAAUACAGGAGAACAAGUGGCAGUUAAAUCUCUGAAGCCAGAGACUGGAGGGAAUCACAUUGCCGACCUCAAGAAGGAAAUAGAAAUCUUGAGGAAUCUGUAUCAUGAGAACAUUGUCAAGUAUAAGGGAAUUUGCACAGAAGAUGGAGGAAAUGGGAUUAAACUCAUCAUGGAAUUUCUUCCUUCUGGGAGCUUAAAGGAAUAUCUGCCACGAAACAAGAACAAAAUCAAUCUCAAACAACUUCUCAGAUACGCAGUUCAGAUCUGCAAGGGGAUGGACUACUUGGGCUCCUGUCAGUAUGUGCACCGUGACUUAGCAGCAAGAAAUGUCCUUGUUGAAAGUGAGAACAGAGUGAAAAUUGGGGAUUUUGGUCUCACCAAAGCCAUCGAGACUGAUAAGGAGUAUUACACUGUCAAAGAUGACCUCGACAGCCCUGUAUUUUGGUAUGCUCCAGAAUGCUUGAUUCAGAGUAAGUUUUACAUCGCCUCAGACGUGUGGUCGUUCGGGGUGACGCUGUACGAACUGCUCACCUACUGCGAUUCGGAGUCCAGCCCGAUGACAGAGUUCCUGAAGAUGAUUGGCCCCACACAGGGCCAGAUGACGGUAGCACGGCUCGUGCGUGUCCUACAAGAGGAGAAGCGUUUGCCACGUCCACCCAACUGCCCCGAGGAGAUCGACCAGCUGAUGAGGAAAUGCUGGAUAUUCAAGCACGAUAAGCGGACAACCUUUCACAACCUGAUUCAAGGGUUUGAAACAAUUAUGAGCAAGAUGUAAUUCGGUUUUUAUACUGUCAGUGCUUUAAUGGUGUGUCAAAAUAUAAAUACCCAAGGCCUUUCACUUUUUAACUACUGUAAUUUGUAUUCUGACUGUGCUAGUGUGUUCAAAGGAUCGUUUUUCCAACAGUUCUCCUUUUUUCUUUUUUUAAAUUCAGUCAACAGUUGGAUCAAAUUAAUUAUGAGGUAUGGCAGAAACAAUAGCUUCAACUCCUCUUGCACCAGUUACUGCAAGACAGUUUUCUCUUUGUUAUGGUCUCGCUCCACUCUGAACUAUCCUGAUCAAUGUGAGCUGAAAGCAGUGUCAAAAAUUGCUACAGUUCUCAGCACGUCUCAGUGCAACCUGUAGCAUUUAAAACAUGUUUGCUGUUCACGCUUAUUCUGUGAACCAGUGGAUGUAACAGUAGUCAUCCUCAUUUCUUGUGAAGUUCUGAGGAAGUUUGGAGAAAAUUCUGGCUGAUGAAUCCCCUCCCUGUGCACUUACAUUUCAGAAACAAAGGAAAAACGAAAACACUUUGGCAUAAAAAAAAAUCUUGAGAAAAAGAAAAUAAUAAGAAGCCAGCUGCAGCUCCAAGCUCUUAAAGAUACUUUUAAAGUGUUAUUUGAUUAUCCUAUUUCAAACAGUUGAAAAAAAAAAGGCAUGAAUGAGCAUGUAUAUUUAUGCAUUUCAUUGAGAAGCCCAGUUUCUGGAUCAAUGUAUUUGCUUUUCCCAGCCAGCCUUCCAUGCCCUCCUUACCCAUCUCUUCCUCCCCCCAGAGCUCUCCCCCCGUGAUGUAGCUAUUAAGUGUGCAAACACAUUGACCUCCAGCUUGUACUGCAACUAAGUGAGCUACAGUGCCAUGAGAUGUGCACGGGACAGUAAUUAACCUAGGGGGAGAGAAAAGACAAACCAUGCACAGAUUUAGGGGGAAUACUCCCCCAGCAAAGAGUAACUCGGUAGAGUUUUGAGCACCAGGAAAGCUUACCUAGGAGAAGGAAAGAACACUUUGACCCUACAAACGUCAUCUUGUUAUUAGUAGUGCCAGCAGAGGGGUGCACACAACACUUGUUUUUUGUCAGUGAACUUCCUUGGCCAGCAUGCUCGUGCAUUUUAGCAGUUUGUUCCUGUGAAGCUGCUCCCUUGGCGUAAGGUGACUGCUUUAAACAAUAGCAUUGGCCGUCGUCUAAUUUGACUUACAGUCUCCAGCCUCGUGUUUGUGACAUAUUCCUCUGAUCAGCAGGAGAGCACAGCCCUGUGAGGCUCCCUGGGACCACGCAUGUUGUAUUGUCAGGACCAGAGCUGGCAUUGCAAAUGCCACUGAGCCGCACUGCGGCCCCGUUCUGUAAGGCUGGGCUCUUCCAGGAGCACUGGUUUAACUGGAAACCUUUGGCUGACCCAUAUCCUACCCUUUGGGCAACAUUGUUUUUCCACCACACCUGGAUUCUGAAAGUGGAAAUAGUUCUGGCAAUAAUAGAAAGACAUCUUUAAAUAUCUAUAUCUAUAUAUAUAUUAAAAAGAAGUUGUAAGUAAGAGCGGCAACCAGGUCAGAUUUAUUUUUACAGUAUUACUUGUUGUUUUUUUUCCUGUACGUACGUCGUGUAUGAACCCGAUUUAAAUCUGUAAGCACUUUGUUACUCUUUAUACAAACAAAUCUAAUAAAGAUUUUUUUUUCUCCAUGUGAAUACA
Messenger RNA from Centrocercus urophasianus (Greater sage-grouse), 5290 nucleotides. It is a transcript of the gene JAK1, whose product is annotated as Janus kinase 1. The transcript is spliced from 25 exons. Gene Ontology annotation, cellular component: cytoskeleton; membrane; cytosol. The record is from RefSeq and is a predicted model, not a curated record. Bases 167 to 3625 code for a protein of 1152 amino acids. Gene Ontology annotation, molecular function: ATP binding; non-membrane spanning protein tyrosine kinase activity; cytokine receptor binding. Gene Ontology annotation, biological process: intracellular signal transduction; hemopoiesis; cytokine-mediated signaling pathway. Lineage: Eukaryota; Metazoa; Chordata; Aves; Galliformes; Phasianidae.